Molecule: messenger RNA, 2648 nt
Organism: Eucalyptus grandis
Lineage: Eukaryota; Viridiplantae; Streptophyta; Magnoliopsida; Myrtales; Myrtaceae
Product: G-type lectin S-receptor-like serine/threonine-protein kinase SD2-5
Biological process (GO): protein phosphorylation
Molecular function (GO): protein serine/threonine kinase activity; ATP binding
Source: RefSeq, a predicted model, not a curated record
CAGUGACUCCCCCGGAAAGAAAUCUCCAAACUGAACUUUGCCUCACAGCUCCUGUAAUUCACAGGCUUUCCUCUUUCUUUUUUUGUUCCCCAAAUUGUCCGGAAGUGUUCACAGCGAUCCAAUUGAAACUUGGAGUUUAAUCUCAAAGAUCAAAUAUUUACUUGUCAACCUUGGUGGAGCUCAGGAUUUGAUUUCUGGGUGUCAUCUGUUUCCUCCUAUUUAGUUGUAUUUUUUUGAUCGGAUAUAUCCAUACUGGUCCUUCUAUGGAGUUGAUGUCUUUCUCGGCAAUCAUCAGAAACCUGUGUUUCUGCGUCCUCCUAUUCUCCGGGACUUGCUUUUCUGGUUCUCCACUUGUUGGCCAGAUUCCGCCUGGAUUCCAAGCUUCUCAGAUGGAGUGGGUGGAUCACAGUGGGAGGUUCUUGCUAUCUAACAAUUCGGCAUUUUCUUUGGGAUUUUACACUGGCGUCGAUGUCACGACCUUUGUGUUGAACAUCAUUCAUUUCAACAGUUCUCAAGCCAUUUGGACUGCUAACGGAAGACAAUUAGUCAGCAGUUCUGAUAAGUUUGUGUUUGAAGAAAAUGGGAAUGUCUACUUGAAGAAGGGGAAUGAUAACGCCUGGUCGACUUAUACAGCCGGAAAAAAGGUCACUGCCAUGGAAUUGCUGGAUUCUGGUAACUUGGUGUUGCUUGGGGAGAACGAUACAAUCCUUUGGCAGAGUUUUAGCAGUCCUACUGAUACUCUUGUGAGUGGUCAGGAAUUUACAGAAGGGACGAGCCUCAAAAGUUUCCCAAACGCUAACAAUAUGUCAGCGUAUCUGAAUAUUUCGUUGGGCGAUCUGAUCUUGUCUGCCGGAUAUCGGACUCCACAAGUUUAUUGGUCAAUGAAAGGUGACAGCCGUAGAACAAAUGUUAGCAAUAGCAAUGGCAAUGUUCACUCUGUGGUGUUGGUCUUGAACUCAUGGAACUUCUAUGAUCAAAAUAAGACCUUACUUUGGCAGUUUGUCUUCUCUGGCAACUCUGAUCCAAGUGCCCUGUGGGCUGCAAUUUUGGGACCCAAUGGGAUGAUCACGUUCGUUAAUCUUGAAAUGGGGAAGUCAAGAACUGUGGAAGCUACUCGGAUACCCGAGAAUUCAUGCAGUAUCCCAGAAUAUUGUAAGCCCUACGAGAUUUGUUACUUUGAGAGCUGGUGUCAAUGCCCUCCCGCUCUCAAUGGCAACUGUGGACCUCAACCUCUAUCAUCAUGCAGCUCGCCUUACAGAUCGGUACAUUUUGCAUAUAUUGGAGAGAAGCUCGAUUAUUUUGCACUUGGGUUUGUGACUCCCUCUCUAAAGUCCAACGUGAAUGCUUGUAUAGAAGCUUGCAGAAGCAAUUGCUCUUGUAAUGUGCUACUGUUUAAUAGCAGUUCUGGGAAUUGCUUCUUGUUUGACCAGAUAGGAAAUUUUGAAAGAUCUGAUCAAAGUUUGAAUGGUUAUGUUUCGUACAUGAAGGUUUCAAAUACAUCCGGGGCCAAUGGCAGCAAGAAUAUUAAGAAGCAAGUGAUUGUGAUUGCAGUCAUCAUUUUUGCAACUGUUGUAGUCAUUGCCGGUCUAGCUUAUAUUGGAUUCCGGUAUCACCAGAAAAAGAAGUCCUUAGUUGACCAUUCUCAAGACUCUCUAAAAGAAGACAAUCUCCUGGACAGUCUUUUCACCAUGCCUACCCGCUUCAGUUAUGAUGAUCUGACUAGAGUUACUAAAAACUUCUCUUCAAAGAUUGGCAAAGGAGGAUUUGGAUCAGUCUACCUAGGUGUCCUCGCAGACGAUACUCAUUUGGCUGUAAAGAAACUGGAGGGUAUAGGCCAGGGAAUGAAAGAGUUCAGAGCUGAAGUAAGUAUUAUAGGGAGCAUCCAUCAUGUCCAUUUAGUCAAGCUAAAAGGUUUCUGCGCUGAGGGGUCUCACCGGCUGCUUGUUUACGAGUUCAUGGGAAAAGGGUCUCUGGACAAAUGGAUUUGCAAGAACAGCGGGGCCAGUAAGAUUCUGGAUUGGAAUACUAGAUUUAAUAUUGCUCUUGGUACAGCCAAGGGAUUAGCUUAUCUCCAUGAAGAGUGUGAAGUCAAGAUUGUCCACUGCGACAUCAAGCCCGAGAAUGUCCUUCUGGAUGAUAAUUUUGUUGCGAAGGUGUCGGACUUUGGUUUGGCCAAGCUAAUGAGCCGGGAAGAGAGCUGUGUGUAUACAACAUUAAGGGGCACAAGGGGUUACUUAGCACCAGAAUGGAUCACAAACAACCCAAUAUCGGAGAAGAGUGAUGUUUAUAGCUACGGAGUGAUGUUGCUUGAGAUCAUCGGAGGCAGGAAAAACUAUGAUCCUGCAGAAUCUUCUGAGAAGGCCCAUUUUCCUACUUAUGCCCUCAAAAUGUUGGAAGAAGAAAAGCCAGAGGAAAUUCUAGACUCUAGACUAGAAUUCGACAAAAUGGGGAGGAUUGUGGAUGCGAUCAAAGUUGCCCUGUGGUGCAUACAGGAUGAAAUGCGUUUAAGACCACCGAUGACCAAAGUAGUUCAAAUGCUUGAGGGCCUUUAUACCAUACCUCAUCCCCAAAUUUCCUCUUCAACUGGACUAAUAAAUUGGAGUAGUGACACAUUUCUUUCAGAAGUUCAGCUGUCAGGUCCUAGGUAA